GGAAAAAUGGGAUCCUCUAUUUCAACUUUUUGAAAACCCUACUAAACCUCGUCUACUUCGUGAUUUUUUUCAGUCCGAAAAUUCAAAGCCAAUAUGUUAUUUUUUGCAAAAUGUUCUAAAAAUAUUUAAUGAUGCAAUUCUAACAUUACAGAAUAUGCUACUACCUGACCUAAUUGAAGUCAUGGAGGGAUUCAAAGCAAAAAUUGAAGCGAGGCUUAAUGGAGAUGGGAAUUCAGGAAAUCCCUUUUUUGGUGGCUAUUUCACGCUUCGACGAGCAACGCCUGAACAGGAAACAGAAUUUUGUGUAAGAAUAAAAUUCGCAUUAAUAAAAUCAUAUUACUUAGAAUUUCUACAAAAUUGUCCUCAAUUAUAUUGAACGUUGGUUCCAACUUCAAUUGUUGCCAAAAGGGAUUUCAAUUAUUAAUUUGGAAAAUAAGUAAGAAUUUAGUAAGAGAACGUAAAAUUAAAUUCAUUUUUCAACAAGGGAAUUGAUUUAUUCGGAAGUUGUCCUACUGGCAGAGCAAAUUUGCCCGGAGAAUUCAGAAAAUGAUGAACUUUUUGAUGAAGUUUCGCAAUUAAAUAAAGCUCUGAAUGGCAUUAAUGAAGAGGAUUUUUAUCUCAAGACAACAGAGCAAAAAUGGAGAAUGAUUUUUGAUGUUCCUGGAGCUACAAAAAAAUACAAAAACUUGUACCGGAUCGUCAGUGCAGCUAUUUCGAUCCCAGUUUCAAAUGCAUUUAUAGAGCGCGUCUUCUCAAUGGCAAGUAUUCAAUGGACUAAAGAAAGAAAUUCGCUUG
Molecule: messenger RNA, 795 nt
Organism: Meloidogyne enterolobii
Lineage: Eukaryota; Metazoa; Nematoda; Chromadorea; Rhabditida; Meloidogynidae
Source: the annotation of a GenBank genome assembly